GAGCAGAGCGACGGACGGAGAGCGUCUGUGGAUAUGAGCGGUUCAGACCAGCUGACAGACUAGAGGAUUUAAGAGUAUAAGGUGUUUUAAAAAUGUCUGUUUCAUCCACACACAGCUCGGACACGUCAAGUCGAAGGAGGAGGCCGGCUGAACACGCACAAGGUGGGCUACAGCUCUUUUUCUAGCAGUUGGAAGAACUUUAUUUGUAACAGGCUGAUGAAAGCAACGUGAAUUUAUUCACCAUUUGGAAUCCGUCUAUAUGUUGGUGUGGCGUUGUGUAUCGGGAUAUCAUGUACGCUUGACGAAAACUGACAAUUUAUGCUGUUCGUUGUAGCUUCAGUCACUGUAAGACAGUCACGUCGUAUUGAUUAUUACGAGCCCCACGCCCCCCACUGCGUGUGUGUGCGUGUGUGUGUGUGUGUGUGUGUGUGUGUGUGUGUGUGUGUGUGUGUGUGUGUGUGUGUGUGUGUGUGUGUGUGUGUGUGUGUGUGUGUGUACAUGCGUGCAUGCGCGCAUACAGCCAGCACUGUCUGUACCAAUACGUCAAUAAAAGCUCUCUUUGAGUGUGUGUGUGUGUGUGUGUGUGUGUGUGUGUGUGUGAGAGAGAUUGAUACAGAAUAGAUAGACAUAAGUUAUUCUGGGAAAAUGGGGCUGCAGCUUGAUCAGCAGAGCAGUGGAGCAGGCUGUCUCAAAAUUACUUUUUUUGUCUAAAAAUUGCAAAAUAAAUAAAAAUACUUCAAUUUAAACAGCUUAAAACACGUUUGUGUUGCAAAAAUAAAUUGUUUAAAGCUUCUUAUUGAUUAACUAGUCAUCACAGCAGCUGGUAAGUGCACUUGUAGGUGAACGCAGUAAUAGUUUUAUGCCCCAUACAGAUUUUUUCUCUCCAUUUCAUGUUAGCAUCUUGUUCAAAAUCACUGGUUUUUGAUUUUACAAUUUUCUUCGAAGUCCCAUGCAGGAAGCAUUAAAAGAGGAAACAAAACAAGACACCUCAAAUGUGUGCACGCUGUUUCGAAAAGUUCAAAAGGAGAAGUCAAAAGUUGCAGUUGUGUUGAGAUGUGAGUGGUUGGUCGGAAUCCGUCAUUCAUCAAGUAUUUAUCAUGUGAGAGAUAAAACUGUUUGGAUGGCUGCAGGCAAUUUGCCCCUUAGUUAAUUGCAGUCAUGCUGCUGUGAUCCCUGCUGAACAAAUCCAGCUGCUGCCGGACUGUUGGAGGCAGUUUGAGGUGGGCAGUCUAGAUGAUAACACUUUUUGGAUGUAAGGGGAAGUUUGUCACUUACAUAUCCAAACCAUGUAACAGAAGUUAAUUCCCUUGAGUCCUGUUAAAAGUCAUGAGAGUUUAUUACUUAGGUCUUUGUUAUGAAUGCUGUGCUGGGUGUAAUUCUAAGCAGUGCAGUAUAUGUUAUUGGUAGUUACACUCAGUGUCUGACUCUGCAUUGCAAUGAGAGAGCUGCAGGGCAGACAGAUUGUGUAACUGACACAGACCAGCAUCAAAUUUGUGCAUGAGGAUGUUGUUCUUAAGACAAAGGAUUGUCUUGACAGCUCAAGAUUUCCAAGAAGCCUCAUUGUCUUUUCUAAUAAAUUAUCAAAUUUAAGUCCAUUUAAAGAUGAACUUAUUCUUUUUAAUAAAUGUCAUAUUUGAAUGAAGGACAAGGCAAUGUAAAGCUAGAUCACUUGCUGAAAUAAUUCUACUAUUCUACAUCCAGAGCUGCUUUUUUACAGAGUAACAUGCAGCUGUGUAAAAACAUAAACAGCAUAUAGUGGUGCCAAAAGAUUUAGAGCUCCCCCUGUUAACUGGCUGCAGUGAAGACCCUUUUGGUGUUAGUAAACAGCGUGACAUUUUUUGGUGGGCUGAAGGCAAAACAGUCCUCCAGAGUUAACCAGCAGUACUUAGCAAGUUGUUUUUGGCUUGGUUUUGAUAAGAGGGAAGGAGUUGGUGCAACGAUAGUCUCACCUCUUCACAAGCCACAUCCUUUCUGUGCAGGCCGUGGUUCCAGUAGCACAAUAUCUGCAUAAAAUCUCUCACAUGAGGUGAUGGAGGGGCGCUGUCUAGAUUUAAACCCAGUUGGUGGUCUAGACCUGAUAUGUUACCAGAAAACUGUGAUUUGAUUAAAGCAAUUAAGGUCUUUCUUUAGGUUGUCUGUCCUCUGGGCUAUAAUCAGAGAUGUCUGAAGAUAAACCUAAAAAAAAAAAAAACAGCCUAAAUAAUGCUGUUUGCUAGCAGAACAGAUGACUGUGCGAUAAUCAAACACACUCAGAGGUCACAACUUCAGGCCACAUUUGUCUCUUUAUCACUUGUAAUUUUCUCUCUGCAUACAGCCUUUGUGUUUUCACUAAAUGAAAGUUUUCGAUUAAUUCCGAAUAUUUUAGCCUUUGUAACCAUAAAUAAAAAUCUUUUAAGUGUAACAAAUCUAAAUAGUGUUCUGCUUGUUGUUGCAGAUCCCUCGCUGCAGCAUGAACCCCAGGAAGGUAACAAUCAUGAGCUGAGCAGUGAGCGACUGUGUGGGGAUCAGUUCAAUUCAACAGACUCUUACACUCCGUUUACUCAUCACACUGUCUGCCCUUCCCUGUGUGCAACUAAAUGCAUCUCUACACAUGCAUGUGAGUACUGGGUACCUACACUGUUGCAUAUAGUUACAUAGUUUGUUCAAAUGUUAUGGCUAAUCUAUGUGUUUGUUGUGUCGUUGCUGGACGCUACAGGUCCAAGCCACCACGCUUACGAUGACGGCUGGGCAGAGGUUCAAAGCAAGAGGACCAUCAGAGCAGAAAAUGAAGUGGAAGCAAAUAAACUGGUGAACAACUACAGGGUAAGUCUGGAGAUAAAUGUUAAUAUUCUUAAAUUAAAAGAGGUUUUGAGUGCAUCACAGCAGGCUGAAUGCUCCUCGUCCCUGAAUUUACGUCUGUGAAUGUUAGUUUGGUUUCAGGAAAUGGAAAAGCCACGUGACAGAGCGCCCGUUUGAAGUCAGGUCGGAGGUCGUUAAAGAGCUCUACUCUGAACUGAACAUCAUAAAACCGCAUUCAGGUACAUUUAAUGGUUUUGCACAGUUUCUGUUCUGUGAUUACUUUAGUCACUACAGCCGUCAGUAUUGUGCCUGGUGGUGAAGAGCUCACUCUCACUUACAGUUUUUGUUGGUUCCUGUUUCAGGUAAUCUCAUCACAUGUGGAAAUAUAGGGUACGUGUUUCUCUUCGGCUGGUGGGUCUCUCUGGGGUAUUUCCUGGUCAGCCUCCUGAUGUUCAUAACCAUCGCUGGUGUACCGUACGGUAGGUGAGCUAGUCUGCAGAGUGUAAUGAUGGUGUCAAUCAGACAUGGUCUCAUUCCUUCUCGUCUUUCACUUUUCAGGAAAGCUUUGCUUAAAGUUGUCCUGUUACUUCCUGUGGCCAUUCGGCAAGGUCAUCCAUGAGGUACCAUUUGGUUCCUGUUGAUGUUUGAAAUCUGUUCCUUUUAUCGCUGUCCCUAUCAACUUGAGUUUUUACUUGAGUAAAGAUAAAGAUGAGCAAACUUCAAAAAUAUUCUCAUGAGUAUUCUUCUGCCAUUUCUGACUGUGGUUAAUCAAACUUAAUCUGCUCUAAGUAAACAAAACUCACUGUCUUCCUUCGCCAAUGAUUCUCUCAUCACCACUAUGAACAUGCACUGCAGGACGUUAAAAUGAAACUCUCUAUGGUCCAGCUGGUUUAGCAGUCUAUAUGCCCCCAACAUUAACAAGCACCCAGACAGACACUGUCUGAGCAAUUCUGCCUAAUCUUGCGUUAUCUGUAACAGUAGCAAUCCUGUGAAAGGUCAUGUGAUUCACAGAUAUUCACACUGCCUGAACAGCGUCAGUUUCUCUGUGUUAUUUAUGAAGAGCUGCAUUGCAGUGAUUUCAGUUCGAUAUUUAUUGAAGAUUAAUCCUGGACAAGGAGGAAGUGGUGAUGGCAUGAUAUUUCCAGGGCGUACGACGAACAUCUCAGAUCCUGUAAUGUGAUUACCCAGUCAGUCUCAGCCACAUUAUUUUCCACAAGAGAUGGUUAAGUCUUUUUUUUUGCCUUGCUUCAUUAGUGUCUCGGAUCAUCUGAUUUUCAUUUACCACUUACAAGCACAGUUAGUCAGCAGCAGCUCACAAUCCUGAACUGUUUGAUUUCUAUAUUCUUGAGUAAAGACAGAUUGAAAUCUGAUUUGUGUAAUCAAAUAUAUACAUGCAGUUUUCUUUGAACAUAUCAUUACAGUUCUUUCUUUUGGUUUAUGUUUUAUUGUUUAUCUUGGUAAGUUCUUUAUCAUUCAGACAUUAAAGUUUGCUGUUUUUCUGUCUCAGUUUGGAAACACAAUAGAAAGAUGCUGUGAGCGAGUGCCUGACUGUGAGUGUAACACAGAGGGAACAGAAGAUACCUCACCAGUCCUGUUGCCCCCAUCUACAGAGAUGCCAAUCACAGAGUUUCCGGCAUUACCAUACCGAACUCCCUACUGGGUAACUUUUAAAAAUAUCCAGUCCAGUUUCUACGAUAUUUGAUCUCUGCUUCACUAAAAGUCAAUUACAGUGUGUUUUUAAUGGGUUGUCCUCUUCUGCAGCGCCGUUUCUCCACAUAUGUUUGGCUGCUGCUAGGUUAUCCUCUUCUGAUAGUUGUGCACUCCCUGGCCUGCUUCUUGUCCUGGAUCCUGGUCUUCACCAUCCCCGUUUCUAAGAUGAAUGCACGAACCCUGGGUGUUAUUCUUCUUUUAGCCCCUGAGGAUGUCUCCGUCUCAUCAUGCUCACAGAGGAAGGCUGGGGUACAAUUUGUAAUGAUUCCUUCAUGAUAGAUAACUCGGACCUAAUCACUGCUGCUUCAGUGCUAAUACCCUGUCUGUUUGUUCACUGUUUUUUUUAACCAUUAGCAUGACGGCUAUGAGUCCAGAGCUCUUCUGUGCUGCUACCAUGCUGUAAACUGGUACUAUUAUAAGUACACUGUAGAUGGGAUCAACGUGUUUGCUGUCAGUAUCCUUUACCAAAAUAUCUGAAGUACUUGUGUGUGUUUGGUAUAUAAAAUCCUUAUAAUCUUUGACCUUCAUCUCAGACCUACUCCCCCUAGUAAUAGUUGCUAUGGUAAUUGGAUAUAUUGACAGAGAAAACAAGUACGCCACCUCUGACGUCAAGUUUGCCGUAGCGAUCUGCUCCAUCAUUCCUCUGUCAUAUUAUAUUGGAAUGGGCAUCGCCAGGUGAGUUGUUUCCUGUGCUUUAAAUUCAUCAGUGAAAUAUGUUGAUUUAUAAAUUAGUUUCAGUCAACCAAAAUAUUGAAGUCACUUAUUUUCUCUCUCUUUGCUGUCGUCACUCUCAGUAUCUCAGCGCAGAGUAACUUUGCUGUGGGUGCAGUGGUGAACGCAAGCUUUGGCUCCAUCACAGAGUUGACCUUCUACAUCACAGCCCUGCUCAGAGGCCACCAGGCAGGAAACCCAUGUCUGCAGGAGGUUGUGAAGGCGGCGCUGACCGGCACACUGCUGGGAUGCAUCCUCUUCAUCCCUGUGAGCUGAGCUGUGUUUGUGUUAAAAUCUAACAAUUUCAACAGACAAUAUUAGUUUAGAUCUGGGAUUCAUUUAUGUGCAACAAAAUAGGUAUUGAGCAGCAUGAUAACAACAUGGCUCUCUGUUCUUAGGGCAUCUGCAUGAUCAUCGGAGGGCUGAAACACAGCGAGCAAACGUUCAACAGUCGAUCAACAGGAGUGAGCGCUGCUUUGCUUUUUAUCUCUGUCGGAGGCAAGUAUUCGAUCAUAAAUAUGCAGAAUGUGGCACAUUGCUAUUAUGAAAUAUCAAACAUUCAGAAACAUCAAACAGCUCCUAACUCACUGACAAACUCAUUUGUUUGUGUAAAGUUUGAUGCAGAUUUUCAGACAGGUGAAGCUGUGCGGUCAUUCUGUUUGCACAAAACAAGCGGGACAAUCCUGCUGAAAAAAAAAAGAUUUUUGCCCUCUGAAGAAAAUGAAGUGUACAACCAAUCUUGGUGCAUGCAAACCAGCUGGUGGUUGUUUCCUGUUUAGAUUUUUUUCAUAAACUGUCUGAAACUCCUGAUUUCCCUUCUCUCUUCUUAAACUGCAACAAAAAUUCACCUUGGCUUCUAAAAAAAGGAUUUCACGUUACAAUUCUGAAACAGGAUUUUACCAUACUUUUGCCAGGUCCCCUUUAACUGAGAGGAAAUUUAACUGAUGCACCUCAAUUUAUUGAUCUGUUCAGGUUUUCUAAUCAAAAUCAAGUUCCUCGAUUAGUUUUAUUCUAAUGGCUGUGGGCUGAGGGGACAUGCAUGAUGCCAGUAUAGGACACAAUAUUAAUAUGAUUGCAGUGGGACUCACUAAAGAUGCCCAAAUCUUACUGAAUGAAGUUUCACACCGAGAAGUUUACAUGGAGGGAAAUGCUACUUUCGAGUCUUUUCUUUGGCUCCUAUAAUAAAUCCAUAUUAGGGACGAGUUGUAAAUCUAACAAGGCACUCUUACUAACCUACCAUGAACCAUUAAUAUGAACUUACCAAAGACUUCCAGUACUUUACUGCAACAGUGUAAACCAUAAAAAGUUAUUUCUUCAAGAAAUAGUGAGGUAACAGUCUAAUUGCCCAAUUACACAUUGACUUAUCCCACUGACUUCUCACCCUCAGGCGUGUUUGCUCCAACGCUCUUCUCCAAGGCUUAUGGAAACCUGGUAUGUGACGCCUGCACUAACUCAACCACGGGAAAUGGCAGCAGUGGGCCGUUUGUCUGUCACAACUGUCACUACGAUCUGGUCAGUGACAUUUGUCUCAUUAUUAUCAUUAUUAUUAUUAUUAUUAUCAUAAAAAUUAAUAUAAUGUAGGGUCCAUACACUCUGUUACAUACAAUGUUCUUUUCUCUCCCAACAGAACAAUGGCACACUGUUUCACAGCCAUGUCCAGUAAGUUGUGCCAUAUUUUGUUCAUUUAUUUAUCAUUUACCAGACAUAGAUGUCUUUUCAGUUACCCUGAGCCUUUUUAUUUUUUUGUCAGGCCACUCGUGUACACAAUAUCUGCCCUCUUACCAGCUGCCUACAUCAUCGGUCUGAUAUUCACGUUGAAGACACACUCGCACAUUUAUGACAUCCAGGUUGGAGAAAGGCAGGGUAGGAGUCUCCCUUAUCUCUGUUUACUCUCUCCAAUCUUCAAAUUCUCUAGUGCUUCAAAACCAUCAUCUCUUUAUUUGUCUUUGCAGAGACGGGGCACCAUGGAGCAGUGGUCCACUGGUCUCGUUGGAGGUCUCUGGUCAUCCUUAUCCUGGCCACUGUUCUCACGUCUGCUUGUGCUGAUCUAGCCACAGAGCACAUUCAGCCCAUACUCAACCAGCCCAAUGUCUCUCAGGUCAGGACAUGCAUCAGACUUUUUUUUUUUUUUUUUAAUUAACGUUUCCUGCUGUGCCAACACUUAAUUUUCAUUUUUUACAGUAUUUUAUUGGAGUGACCAUUCUAGCGAUGGUUCCUGAGAUCCCAGAGAUUGUUAAUGGGAUCCAGUUUGCUCUUCAAAACAACAUCAGUCUGAGGUAAAUCCUGUUUGAAUACAAAAGCCUGUAAAGACUUAAAAAGUUGGUAUCUUUACCUGAGUGUUUUGUGUUUUUCAGCUUGGAGGUGGGAAUCUGUAUUGCUGUUCAGGUCUGCAUGCUACAGAUUCCAAUCCUGGUCUUAUUUAACGCCUUCUAUGUGAGAGCCCCUCCUUUCUAUUUUUUAUGUAUUUAAUCAUGUGGUUACAGGUGUGAACCUAUGUUAUGUACUCAAACAUUCCCUCUGUUUGGGAUAGGAUGUGGGCUUUGCACUGUUAUUCAGUGACCUGCACCUGUGGGCCAGUAUCUUCAGUGUGAUCCUGGUCAACUAUAUCUUCAUGGAUGGCAAGUCCGAUUACUUUCAGGGUAAGAGUUUAUUUAUUUAUUUAGUUAGUUAGUUAGUUAGUUAGUUAGUUAGUUAGUUAGUUAGUUAGUUAGAGAAGAAACUUGUUUUUUACAAACUUGUUGAUGUGCUGCCCCCUUGUGGAAAAAUGAAGGUGCAGUCAAGAAAUCCAAAAUGUACACCGUCUUUUCCUCAACCCUGAUAGGAAACAUCACUGGGUCAUGGAAAGGUGUAUAUAAGAGGUUAGGAAAAGAAAACAGACUCCUUUUGCUUUACGUGGAUGUUACUAAUAUCACAUGAAUCUGCUGUGUAAAAACUACAAUCCACCGAGCAUGGACUACAGAAUCCCAUCAUGUUAAUUCAUUCAGCCACGUAAAUGUAUGAAGCACUAUAAACUGCAAAUAAGGAUAGUCCGCCAUCACAGAUGAAUAUUUAUGUAGUCAUUUAAACCAUGGUUAACAAAUGUUCAUGUUUUAUCUGUUUCAUGACUUUCAGGAGGACAGUCUUGAGUUUGUUUUUUGUUUUGUUUUUUUUUUGUUUAAGGAGAGAAUAUAGGAAGUGUUCAUGCUCCUUUACUCUUCACUUCAGGGUCAUUUCACUUAGUUAUAAAUCUUCCAAAACAAAAAAGGAACCAGGUUUUAAAACAGAAUUACAGACAGUAAUCAUGUUUGAUUAUACAAAGAUCCCCUCAUGUUUGUGGUGCCGGUUACAGCAAUAAUGUCUUUUUCUGGGAUGAAACCUUAACAUUACUGUAAGUCAUCAUAGAUGUAUUUGAAUGUUAUUGUAAGCUGUAAAACUCCACUUUAAUCCAUAAAAGAAGUCUUGUUACAGGAUGUGGAUUAUGCAGUUGUUGCACUAGAAAUUAUUAUGGUUAAGUAAUGCAUCAGAAUAAUGUAGCUGAAUUGCAACUACAGUUUUAAUAAUCACUUAAUGUCCCGAGAGUUUCCAUGGCUUUGUUCAGACUCAUGCAAAUGUAACAAGAGAGGACUCUGUCUGUUGUCAGGCAUUUCAAAAAGUUAUCCAGAUAACUCAGUUAAACUAAUGAACAGACUCAACCAGUAAUCCUGCCUGCAUCAGAGCUUCACUAUGGUUUCAUUUGAGUUAGUUGCUUUUGUAGGCCUCUCAUGCUCAUGUAAACUCAUGUUAUUUCCUCCUUUGUUUCUGCAUCAGGUACUGCUCUGGUGAUCGUCUAUCUUAUCCUUCUGGCUCUGUAUUACUACGCUCCAUCUCCAGCUGGCUGCUGACUUCAGGACUAACCCUUUCUUUCAUUGGCCAGGAAUCCAUCAUGUUGGUCUAUUACCUGCAUUGCAAGGCUGAUACCUUAAAGCUGGAGUUUCUCUUUUUUUAAAAGCAUGGAGGAUACUAAAUCACUGAAAGGGAGUGAAUCCUGCUCCAUGCCUUUUAUGGUUUUCUUAUGCUGUUUACUAAAGUAUAUAUCUUUUUCCACCCUCUGUGUUUUAAUGAUAGGGUGGUACUUGCCUUGAGUCCUUAAACGUUUCACUCCAAAUCCUGUAAAAUGCAGUUUGCAGUCCAUUUAUGUGUCUUCAGACUUCUAAUAUUUCCUGUAGAGUGUGUUGACAGAAAGAAAAGCAGUAUUUUUACACGAGGAUGGACCAUGUUACAUAGCAGUUCUGCGCUAAUGGUCGUUUAUCUAAGAUACGGUUGUACUUUUAUAUGCUCUUUAAUUCCAAAAUGGGAAAAUUAGAUAAGUAAAAAUAUUUUUAAUAAACUCCUGAUAGCUCUAAAUGGGUAGAGUAGCAUGCUGGCAGUGCUGAGAACAAAAAAUAACAAUAUUAAACAUUUUGAAAAAUGGGCUGUCUGUGUCUUUAUUGUUUGUACAGACAGGAAUUACA
This is a messenger RNA of Xyrichtys novacula (pearly razorfish), 9668 nucleotides long. The record is from the annotation of a GenBank genome assembly. Lineage: Eukaryota; Metazoa; Chordata; Actinopteri; Labriformes; Labridae.